CCAAUGGGGAGCGAGGGCGCGCUGGUUCGUUUCGGGGAAGGCAGGAGAGCGCGGCGGUUGGAAAAUGGAUCGAAACGAGAUCUACUACUCGGACCGGUACAACGACGGCGAGUUCGAGUACCGUCACGUCAUGCUGCCCAAGAAGAUCGCAAAGCUGGUGCCCAAGACUCACCUGAUGUCAGAGACGGAGUGGAGGAACCUUGGGGUGCAGCAGAGCCCGGGCUGGAUUCACUACAUGAUCCACGAGCCAGAGCCUCACAUCCUGCUGUUCAGACGCCCGCUGCCGAAGAAAGGCCUGGAAGGGUUGUGACCUGCUGCACUUUCCACUCUGCCUCAACCCACCCUCCCCUCUCCACCAUGGACCUCCCCACAGCCCUCUGACAGACAACACCCCUCCCCACACACCCACACUCUGACACACUCUCACUCAGAUUCACAGACAGAAACACACACUGACACAGACACACACACUGGUACAGUCUCACUUAGACAUACACACACGCUCUGACACAGACCAGACCCAGAUUCACUCACACACACACACACACUCUCUCUCACAGGCACACGCACUCAGAAACACACACACACUCUCACUCACACACACACACACACUCUCACUCACACACACACAUUCACUCAGACACACUCACACACACAUUCACUCACUCCGACACACACAAAGCAAGAGGCCCCGCCAGCCUUCCCUUCUCUUCCAUUCCCCAACAGCUCGGGGUCACUCAAAGGCCAGUUCCUGGGAAGAGGGGAAGGCCCGGACGAUGGAGCCCCCCUCCCCAACCCUCCCCCCCCCCCCCCCCCUCCCCGAAUCUCUCUGAGUGCUCUUUAUUUUUCUUGUCAUGGCUCUCGUUCUCUAGCGAGGUGGUCAGGGGGAGGUGCAGCUUCCACACGAUGGAGCCCGAUGGGUGAGAACCCCUUCCCCCCCCCCAGCACCAGCCCCAUUUGAUAGCUGGGGUUGGGGGGCAGUGGGGCUCCCUAACGGACCGUCAGCUCCAGGAUGGGUACUGACCACUCGGAGCGGGUUGGCAACAUCUGCAGGAGCAGGAUUGGCACAGCACCAAGGUUAGGGCUGCCAGUAGAGAGGCCGAAUAGCCUCCAGCACCAGCCGCGGCCCGUCCUGACCGAUUUAUUCUCUGCUUGGUUUGAUCCGCUGUGUAGCUGAUGUCAGCCUGGGGUGGCUAUGAUCCCUCUUCCUCUCCACCAUCUGUAAACUUCCCCAGCUGACGUUGCGGCUGUGUGGUGCUCAACUUCCUGUAGCCAAUCCACCCUAACCUGCACAUCCCUGGGCACUACAGGACAAUUUAGCAUGGCCAAUCCACCCUAACCUGCACAUCCCUGGGCACUACGGGACAAUUUAGCAUGGCCAAUCCACCCUAACCUGCACAUCCCUAGGCACUACGGGACAAUUUAGCAUGGCCAAUCCACCCUAACCUGCACAUCCCUGGGGCACUACGGGACAAUUUAGCAUGGCCAAUCCACCCUAACCUGCACAUCCCUGGGCACUACGGGACAAUGUAGCAUGGCCAAUCCACCCUAACCUACACAUCCCUGGGCACUACGGGACAAUUUAGCACGGCCAAUCCACCCUAACCUGCACAUCCCUGGGCACUAUGGGACAAUUUAGCAUGGCCAAUCCACCCUGUGGAGAAUGUGCAAACUCCACACAGACAGUCACCCCAAGAAUGGAAUCGAACCCGGGUCCAUGGCGCCGUGAGGCAGCGGCACUAAUCGCUGAGCCAUCGGGCCACCCCAUUUAGUAUGCGAGAGAAUCAGUCUGCCAGUUUGCUGAGUGGUUGUUUCAACCACCUACAGUCUCCAAGCCAUCUCACCAGAUGGUUCUCCGAGUCAAUGUCUCUGUCUAUUUUUUUUUCCCUCUGUGUUAAUGGAGGGGGAGGUGGGAGAGGGGAGAGUAUUUGCUGACUGCUGUAAAAGUGCACCUAAUACUUUAACUUCCCAUGUUUUGCUGCUGUCCGUCUUUGGGACACACUCUCCUUCCGCGUCAGACAUAGGAGCAGAAAGGAGGCUGCUCCACCCAUCGGGUCUAUUCUGUCAUUCAGUGGGGCUCAACCCGGCUCUCCUGACACCCCCACCCCUUGACCUGUUGAUUUCCCCUUCCAAGUGAUCCAAUCCCAUGAGGGGAAGGAGUCCUUCCCGCUGCGUCUCCCCCACCAGUGGGCCCUGACCUUUUACCUCACCCUGUGCAUGGGGUAAGAAGAUCACUCCCGGGACAACCCAAUCACUCCCCCUACCUCCUCAAUUCGCCGACAGGACUCCGAAGAGCCGGGACUGUGGAAUGUAUCCGACACCUACAGCUUGUGCAUUGCAAUCCCCUGUUUCCGAACCUUUUGAUACAUGUUUAUCGUGAUCUGUCUUUGAAUUUUUAAUAAAUGUUUAAUGACCUUU
Molecule: messenger RNA, 2418 nt
Organism: Hemiscyllium ocellatum (epaulette shark)
Lineage: Eukaryota; Metazoa; Chordata; Chondrichthyes; Orectolobiformes; Hemiscylliidae
Product: cyclin-dependent kinases regulatory subunit 1-like
Exons: 3
Coding region: 65-310 (81 amino acids)
Biological process (GO): regulation of mitotic cell cycle
Cellular component (GO): SCF ubiquitin ligase complex; cyclin-dependent protein kinase holoenzyme complex
Molecular function (GO): cyclin-dependent protein serine/threonine kinase activator activity; histone binding; ubiquitin binding
Source: RefSeq, a predicted model, not a curated record